Notolabrus celidotus (New Zealand spotty) is the source of this 4337-nucleotide messenger RNA. RefSeq names its product rhotekin 2a (gene rtkn2a). The coding region runs from base 44 to 2134 and encodes 696 amino acids. Lineage: Eukaryota; Metazoa; Chordata; Actinopteri; Labriformes; Labridae. The record is from RefSeq and is a predicted model, not a curated record. The transcript is spliced from 12 exons. Gene Ontology annotation, biological process: hemopoiesis; positive regulation of cell population proliferation; signal transduction.
CGUUGGAGGGGCGUGGCCGCGUGGCUGGAAGUCAGGAGCAGGAAUGUCGAGGAGCGAAUGGAUGUACAACAUGGACGACCCGCGGGAUGUUCAAAUUUCCAAGCGAAACGGGAGCACCAGGUCCAUAAUGUCGGCAGGUUCCGCGGUGGCAAUGGAGAUUAAACGGAAGAAAAUACGACACAGCACCCUAUUCCACCAAACAGAGAACACUAACAUACAGGAGAAGCUGGACUUUGAGAUGCGGAUGCGUGAGGGUGCCUACAAGCUGCUCCUCGCCUGUAGCAAGAGGGACCAGGUUCUCAAUGCCUCCAAGAACUUGCAGACCUGCAAUGCCAGGAUCAAGGCUUAUCUCACACAGCUGCAGAAGAAGAAAGAGGAGCAAGACAUGAUGGGGGCAGUCGGGAGUCUUGUGGACCCAGCUUCAGAUGGCCGCAUACCUUGCAAUGGGACAAUUGCAAUGUCUGGGCUGCGACUCCCUUUGAUGUGGAGGGAUUCAGACCACUUUAACAACAGAGGGAGCUCUCGUCGAGUGGCGUUGUUCUGUCUGAUGCAGAUUGGCUCAGAGGUGUUUGACACAGAGAUGAUGGUGGUGGACAGAUCAGUCACUGACGUCUGCUUUGAGGGAGUCACCAUCUUUAAAGAUGUUGGUCCUCAGUUUGAGCUCAAGGUGGAGCUGUGGAGCUGUGCCCUGGAGGAAGAGCUCACAUUAGUCAACACACCAAAGAAGUUUGCCAAGAAGCUCCGCAACUCCCUUGGAAAGACAGCUGGGAAAAAGCUCUGCCCUCUGCUGGAGAGUCAUGACCCUGACACUUUCCUGCAGCACAACCCCAUACCAGUAGGAGCCAAGUACAGCCUGCUGGCUUACACUACACUGUGUCUGCCUGAGGCUGAAGGCAGCUUUCAGUCGCAUUCCCUCAUCGUCCUUCAAAAUGCCGAGUGGUCAUCCUGGCUUCCACUAUAUGGCAACCUCUGCUGCCGGUUGGUGGCCCAGCCGGUCUGCAUGACACAGAGCAUGAUGACUGGCUACCUGAACCAGAAGCAAAGCGUGGAGGGGAUGCACCGCUGCUGCAGUCUGUACUGUGUGUUGAGUGCUGGCGUUUUAUCCUGCUACUUCACACCUGAAGAAAUUGAGGCUAAAGUGCAGCCAACUCUCAACGUUCCCAUCAACAGAGAGACUCGAAUCCGUGUAAUAGAGAAGGAGUCAGCAGGACAGAGAUCCAGGAGUCUGUCCAUCAUGAACCCUUCACCAGAGGGAUCUCAGACCCUCGUCUUCAGCACAGAUACCAGAGAGGAGCUGGAGGACUGGAUGGUCGCCCUGAACCAGCACCUCUAUGAUCAGAGCCAGUGGCUGCACUGCUGCAACCAGCUAAUGAAGAUCGAGGUUGCAUCACCACGGAAACCAUCUCUUUUCCUCACCAAGCAGGCUGACUCGGUUUACAAUGACCUCAGUAUAAAUUCACCUGGCAAAUUUGAGAGCAUCACAGACAUGAUCCACAAUAAAAUCGAGGAGACAGACGGCCACUUUCUCAUUGGUCCUGAGGAGGAGAAAGAUGCACCUAAUUGGUCCACUCUCUUUGACGGGUCCCAUUCAGUGCUAGUGCAGAAGAAUGUUCUGUCAAAGAGCAAGACCUCCACCCCUUGCUCAAGCCCUAACCCAAGUACCAGCUCUACACCCAUCAGCAACAAGAAGCGUCGUGCCCCGCCCCCUCCCCCUGAUAGAAAGGCUUAUGCUCCUCCUACCCGUCCUGCCAGACCUCCCCCGCCUGUUUCUCUUUAUCCUCCUCCUCCUCCUCCUCAAAACCAGGAGAAGGAAAACUCCAGCACUUGCACUUCACGCCCACCUACGAGGUCCAAAACUGGCAGACCGUCUCUGGACGCCAAAUUUUCUGCGAUCAUCCAGCAGCUCCAGAGGAACAACACAGGAGGUACUGGAGCCAUCAGCCGCAAAAAUGCUCCAUUGGGUGUCCUCGAGGUACAACCACAAAGUCAGCCUCUCCAGCAGCUGGAGUACCAGACCAGCGAAGCCAGUGAUGAACACGGCUUCUUUAGACCAAGUCACGGUCCCGGUCCUGUCCCUGCACCUGCACCGAGGAGUAAACUGAGGAAGUCUUUCAGAGAGAGGAUGAACCUGUAAGCCUUUGACCACAUCUAGAUUCAACCAACUAGUCCUACCUUAUAUCAUAACCACUAAAACAAACAAGUGUAACAACACAUAGACUUUAAAAUCUAGUUCCAAUAGAAUUAGAUAUUUGACUUUACCUCAGUAAUAAUGUGCUGAUGUUUCUGGCAUUAGUUGGUUCUAAAAAUUGACGUCAUGAAAUACUGCGUAUAUGCUUCCACUCAUACCUUCUCAUUAGAUAUGAACUGAGAGCCAGGAGAUGGUUAGCUUGGCUUAGCACUGAGAUCUGAAAAAAAUGUGUGAAAGUGCACUUCAGCGCUUUAAGGUUGCAAUUUUUUACAGACUAAACAAGAUAAAUGUGAUUGAUGAGCUGAAGAGAUUAAGCUAACCAUCUCUUGACUGGCUUUAUUUUGGGCUGACAAAUAAGAGUGGUAUCAGUCUACAUAAAUGGAUUUCCCUGUGAUGUUGAAUUAUGUCUCGUAACUAAAGGAUGGUUGGAUGAUUUUAUCACUUAAGAAAAGAUCCUCACUGUCCAUCAUGGCAACUCAAAUCCCAGUUGACACCUCAUGCCACAAUAUCAAUACUACAUUGAUGCACCUCCAGCUCCAUUACUCUCUUAUAAACUUUCUCAUGUGCAGCUAACCCAUAGAUGAAUCUGAGAGCUGAAUGUUGGCUCGAGCUCCACCAUCAUCAAUCCCACUAAAAUGGAAAAGGCUUAUUUCUCAGCUCUGCCACUGGAACAUGGAGCGAAGAAAGAGCCCUUGCAAAAGCACUCAAAUUGGAAUUGAUCCAUUGGCCGACUGUGGACGAGUCAUUCCUUUUGGAACUAUUGACUUAUUCCACUCACUGUGACAAUUUUAUGACCACUAGAGCUGAUUUUAAGGGAACAAGAUUUUAGGAGCAAUUGCAGGCACUAAUGUGACUUCUCCAUUUCCCAGAGGUCUUUAUAAUGAAGUGACCUCGGCUUUCAGUGGCUACACAGUAUGUUCAACAUAAUUUAACACUGCAGCCCAUAACUGCCUGGAGCAUAAUUGAAUGAAUGAGUCUUUUAGUGGCUAAAAUAAUAAAUGGCCUUGUUUUCGUGUUUUAAACUUAUCCAGUACUGGCAACCACGGAAUAUUUUAAACACUUAACAAUCACAUGCUGAAGAAUGGGCCUCUUUAUAACACAGAAAGUGCAAAACAUUUAGAUACUUUCUCUGAAACGGCUUGGCAGGAUGAAGCAAUAUGGAGAAAGCUACAAUCCCAUUUUAUUUUAUCUCACCCUCUAAAUUCCUUUUAAUCAAGAGAGGGGGAUGUACUGUAGAUUUUGGGGGGAGGCGGAUUACAGGAGGAUUUAGUUAAAGCCGUGAAAGACCCGAGAAUGGGUUGUAUAAAGGGAAUGCUGCUUAAUAUGAGGAGUUUUUUUCCUGAAUGUUUCUGUGAACUAACAGUACAGUAGUCACUUUGAUGUUGGACUGUGAAAACCUGAAAAAACAAAGAGAAUUUAAAAAGGCAGGUCUUGCAGCAUUAGAUUGACUGAUGUGGAUUUGUUUACAUAUUAGCCCAAUUACUAUAGUACAGAUUAUUUAUACUCCAUCAAAACUUCGAUCAUUUUCAGCUGGAUAAAGUGUGCAAGAGACAAACAGCAUGUUUAUUAUUUUGGAAGCUAAUCUUAAACAGUAUUUCAGAUUAACUGUAACAACAGUGAAUUUAGUUUCAUGCACCCCUUGGGGGAAAUGUCACUCCUCUGAACAUAAUGUUCUGUGGAGGGCAUGUGAUCUAAAUGUAGCAACCAAACAAAGACUGAACAUUCUCAACUUUGAUCAAAGUAAUGAAACAAUUAGUUUAAUCUGUGUUUUAAAAAUGUCUUUAUAUUUGUCCUCUCCAUUUUAACACUAUAGGACAGCAAUUCCAGGGCCAGCAUUUAUUUGUAGUUUUGUUAAAAAGAAAAUGUCCUCUUUUGAUUUAACAGUAUGAUCCUGUCAUCUCAAUGUUCCUUUUAGCAAAUUAAUUAUUUAGACUUUAGGGGGCACUUUGUUUAUGUACUUGUAAGUAGGACUACAUUAAUCUUGCCCUAGUGCUGAAUAAUUUGUGUAUAGUGCAAUGUGAAAAAUAUCAUAGUUAUUUUUGUUUCUCAAUAAGUGCAAUUCUCCACUCUCUCUUUCUUCACUGUUGUCUUGGAAGCUAACUGUAUUUUUUUAUUCUCGCUGAUCUGCAAUAAAACGGCCUACUUUCUA